AUGGGUUCUUCUUCUCAAAAGUGGGGUGUAGGGUUACUUCUUGUCUUGAGCAUUUUCUUGGAAUUGAGUGCCAUCUCUUUUGGUGAUGAUAAACUUGAUGAGUCGAGGUGGGGUAAUGAUAAUGGUUGCGGUAGAUUUGGUAGGAGAGGUUGCGGUGGACGUGGAGGAUGGGGCGGACGCGGAGGACGUGGUGGAUGGGGAGGGCGCGGUGGACGUGGUGGAGGUGCUGGAGGAGGUUUUGGAGGCGGAGCUGGUGGAGGAGGAGGUCUUGGGGGAGGAGUAGGUGGUGGGGGAGGUCUUGGUGGAGGAGCAAGUGGACUAGGUGGAGGAGGAGGAGGAGGUCUCGGUGGAGGAGCAGGUGGUGGUGGUGGACUAGGUGGAGGAGCGGGAGGUGGAGUAGGUGGCGGAGGAGGUCUUGGGGGAGGAGCAGGUGGUGGAGGAGGACUAGGUGGAGGAGGAGGUCUUGGUGGAGGAGCAGGAGGUGGAGGUGGACUAGGUGGAGGAGCGGGAGGUGGAGGAGGUCUUGGGGGAGGAGCAGGUGGUGGAGGAGGAGGAAGAGGUCUUGGUGGAGGAGCAGGAGGUGGAGGAGGACUAGGUGGAGGAGCGGGAGGUGGAGUAGGUGGUGGAGGAGGUCUUGGGGGAGGAGCAGGUAGUGGAGGAGGACUAGGGGGAGGAGCAGGUGGUGGUGUUGGUGGUGGUGCUGGAGGAGGUGUUGGUGGAGGUGGUGGCUUUGGUGGUGGUGGAGGAGGAGGUGUAGGUGGAGGGUCAGGUCAUGGUGGUGGAUUUGGAGCAGGAGGUGGUGUAGGUGGUGGCGUUGGAGGAAGUGCGGGAGGUGGAGGAGGAGGAGGAGGCGGUGGUGGUGGAGGAGGAGGUGGCGGUCUUGGAGGAGGGUCAGGCCACGGUGGUGGAUUUGGUGCAGGUGGUGGAGUUGGAGGUGGAGCUGGUGGAGGAGUAGGAGGAGGAGGAGGAUUUGGAGGUGGUAGUGGAGGUGGAGUAGGAGGAGGAUCAGGUCAUGGUGGUGGUUUUGGUGCGGGUGGAGGUGUAGGUGGUGGAGCCGGGGGAGGACUAGGAGGAGGAGGUGGACAUGGUGGUGGAAUCGGAGUUGGAAUUGGAAUUGGUAUUGGAGUUGGUGUUGGUGCUGGAGCUGGCCAAGGUGUUGGAGUAGGGAGUGGGUCAGGUAGCGGUGGUGGUGGUGGUAAUGGUCGAUGA
This is a messenger RNA of Solanum tuberosum (potato), 1209 nucleotides long. Its product is annotated as glycine-rich cell wall structural protein 1-like. The transcript has a single exon. NCBI's taxonomy places the organism in Eukaryota, Viridiplantae, Streptophyta, Magnoliopsida, Solanales, Solanaceae. The record is from RefSeq and is a predicted model, not a curated record. Bases 1 to 1209 code for a protein of 402 amino acids.